AUGCCGCCGGCGUCACGGAUGGAACCAACGUCGACUGGUGCGGGUUGGGAAGCAAAUGCUGCUAAAAAGACUACUAGGUGGUUGCUGGGAUUUCUGAACUUCUGGCAUAAAGGAGAGGUGCGAACCACAAGGGUGAGAGUCUUGCCAUGGCAUGUCUUUCUUGGCCACUACACAUAUGCUUUGGCAGUGGUAACAGCUGAGACAGGGCUUCUGGAAAAAUUGACAUUCUUGCAAACCAGAGGAGAUGUAUUGAGACGUUGCACCGAGUCAAUGGUUGUGAACGGUUUAGGACUUGGAUUGGCCCUUCUGAGUGGUAUUGUAAUAUUAGCAGCAGUUUUACCAAAGCAUGAAGCUCCACACUUUAAGAUGAUGUACACAAACAACAAAUGCUUGUCUUCUCAGUAA
Molecule: messenger RNA, 405 nt
Organism: Coffea arabica (coffee)
Lineage: Eukaryota; Viridiplantae; Streptophyta; Magnoliopsida; Gentianales; Rubiaceae
Product: probable transmembrane ascorbate ferrireductase 4
Molecular function (GO): oxidoreductase activity
Source: RefSeq, a predicted model, not a curated record